CCCUGAGUAAUUUAUUUCUGUUCGGCUCUGACGUUGUUGUUGUUGGGUCUCUACCCCUCUUGAUAAGCCCUCUCGUCGCUUCCCCCUUCUUUUAUUUAAGGCCUCGCUUCUCUUUAUCUCUAGACAGAGAAAAAGAGGAACACACACAAACACAAAAUCAAAUCUAUUUUUAUGUACACAUACUGAUAGAUAGAUAGAUAGAUAGAUAGAUAGACAGAGACAGAGACAGAGCAGGAUGAGAACAAGGAGGGGGCUAUGUUAUCCCAAGGUGAACAUGUGUUUGGAAAAGAAGAUGGCUGUGAAGAGGAUAGAUUUCGCCGGAGAAAAACUGAAUGCCAGGAAAAGGUCCAGGGUUUCGCCGGAGAUAGUCACAGAGUGUGAUUUGUUCGAUUCGUUGCCUGAUGAUAUUGUUGUUUGUAUUCUCUGCAAACUCAGCUCCAACGCUGCCUGUCCUGCUGAUUUAAUCAACGUUCUAAUAACGUGCAAAAGAUUAAGCGGUUUGGGCCUUCAUUCUCUCGUUCUCUCUACAGCUUCUCAAAAAAUUUUCUCCAUUAAACCUAAGAACUGGUCUGAGUCAGCUCACAGAUUCCUCAAACAGUGUGCCGAUGCCGGAAACGUUGAAGCUUGCUACACUCUUGGCAUGAUUCGCUUCUACUGUUUGCAAAACCGAGGCAGCGGAGCUUCCUUGAUGGCCAAGGCUGCGAUUAACUCCAAUGCGCCGGCGCUCUACUCGCUCGCCGUCAUUCAGUUCAACGGAAGCGGUGGCUCCAAGAACGACAAGGACCUCAGAGCCGGUGUGGCUCUCUGUGCGCGUGCCGCUUUUCUCGGCCACAUAGACGCACUCCGCGAACUCGGUCACUGCCUCCAAGACGGCUACGGCGUCAGGCAAAACAUCGCCGAGGGACGACGAUUCUUAGUCCAAGCCAACGCGCGGGAGCUAAGCGCUGUGCUGUCCACGACUCCAUCGGCGUUAACAUCCGGCUCGAGGCUGACGUGGAAUCCAUUGCCUCACCAUCGCCACAUGGCCGGGUCAGGUUGUCCUUUACUGAGUGAUUUCGGAUGUAAUGUUCCGGCACCGGAAGCUCACCCGGCGAGCAAGUUUUUGACGGAGUGGUUUGAGGCACGGGGAGGAGUUCCUGGUCCGGGGCUCCGAUUAUGCUCGCAUUUGGGUUGCGGAAGACCCGAGACCAGAAGGCAUGAGUUCCGGAGGUGCUCGGUGUGUGGUGCUGUGAAUUACUGCUCGCGUGCGUGUCAAGCACUCGAUUGGAAGAUGCGCCACAAAGCAGAAUGCGCACCAGUGGAACGGUGGGGCGAUGAGGACGGAGAUGGUGAUAUGAACGGCGACGGAAAUGUGAAUGGCGAUGGUAAUGGAGUGGUUGAGGGGGAUGGGGAAGGUAAUUUUGAUGUUAUUGGGGAGAGUUGACGGUGAGGGUGACGUGCACCGUGACGGUAAUGGCACGUGAGUCUUUAAAAUUGAAAAUCAGAGUGAGAAGCAGAGUCUAAUACGGAAGGCCCAUUUUUGGAUGGAAAAAAAAAAAUCCAAUUUUCCUUUUGUUAUGGUCCAAUGUUUUAUAUUUAUACAGAAGAGGUAAUUAGAAAGUUUCAAGGGGGCCUUUUUGUACAAUAUUUUUACCUAUCUGACUACCUUAAAUUUCCU
Messenger RNA from Ilex paraguariensis (yerba mate), 1657 nucleotides. NCBI's taxonomy places the organism in Eukaryota, Viridiplantae, Streptophyta, Magnoliopsida, Aquifoliales, Aquifoliaceae. The record is from the annotation of a GenBank genome assembly.